Molecule: messenger RNA, 2007 nt
Organism: Ornithorhynchus anatinus (platypus)
Lineage: Eukaryota; Metazoa; Chordata; Mammalia; Monotremata; Ornithorhynchidae
Gene: CD5
Product: CD5 molecule
Exons: 10
Coding region: 126-1631 (501 amino acids)
Biological process (GO): T cell costimulation
Cellular component (GO): plasma membrane
Source: RefSeq, a predicted model, not a curated record
UUCAAACACAGGUGACGCACAGCCCCGCUGCCGGGAGGGCCACUGCCUGCUCCUUCUCCCCGGUGCCCCUCCGUCCUCGCCCUCUGGGUGCCGAGCCCCUCACUGGCACCAGCGGCCCCGACCCCAUGGGGCUCCUCCGGCCUCUUCUGGCUUUGUUGCUCCUGAUGGGGUUGCCCGCCGCUUCGUGCCAUAGAAGACCACGAGAGGAUGGCUCAGGGUCGUUCUCAGUCAGACUGAGAGGCUCCAGCUCCCAUUGUCAGGGGGUCCUGGAGGUGAAGAAGGAUGGUUCCUGGAACAGUGUGUGUCUGGAAUCCUGGAAGCAGAAUACUUCCCAGAACGACCAGUAUCUGGGGUCCUGGAAUCGGACUGGAUGGAAUGGUGUCUGCAAAGAGCUGAACUGUGGGGAGGCCUUGAUUGUGGGGCACCCCCUGGAUUUCCCCGGUUACGAAGAGCAGUCCCAGCGAAUCCUCUGCCAUGGCCAACAACUUUCCUUUUCUAACUGCAGCUACCAACCCCCAAAGAGCAGCUGUCCCAAGCAUCUCACCCUGGUCUGUCUAGAGCCAACUCCUGCCUCACCUUCGCCCACAAGCCCCCAGCCCACCACCCAGCCUAAACCCACCGGCAGCCCGGGGCUCUGGCUGAUGAGGGGAGACCACCACUGCAUCGGAGAGGUGAUCUUCUACGACGGAACCACCGUGGGCACCAUCAGCUACAUUAAAAACGCCUGGAACCCAGCCCGGUUGGACUUCAUCUGCCAGAAACUGGCCUGCGGGAAAUACCUAGAAGUCUUGGAGGAUAAGGAGGCGAAAUCGAGCUUACCGAUCAGUUGGGAGAUGGUUAAUGGGCCGUGUUGGAACCUCCGCACCUGCUUCAACAAAAGCAGCCCCCAGAAGGGCACCCGGUCCCUGGCUGUUGUCUGCUCUAAUUUCCAGCCAGAAGUGAAAAGCAGGCUGACGGGUGGAACCAGCCACUGCAGCGGAGUCGUGGAGGUCUUUCACAAGAGCAACUGGAAAACUCUGGGGAAACUCAACGGUGCUUCAUUGUGGGCGGAUGUGUGUCAGCGGCAGGAGUGUGGAGCCCUCAUCUCCCAAAAGACACUGCAAGAUUCCAGCAGAAAAUUCCAGGAGGUGGUCAGUUGUCCGAGAAAAGAAAACCUCUCCCAGUGUUACACCUUCGAGGCUUGCCCCUCAUCCUGCCAAGGCGUCAUUGUGACGUGUCAGGAUCCGAACCCAGCCCCCUUGGGCGCCGGCACCGUGAUGAGCAUCAUCUUGACGUUGAUUCUCCUGGGGCUCUUCUUGGUCAUCUGCGGCCCUCCGGCCUACAGGAAGAUCGUCAAGAAGUUUCGCCAGAAGAAGCAGCGUCAAUGGAUCGGCCCCACGAGAAUGAACCAGAACGUGUCGUUCCAUCGCAACCAAACCAUGACCGUCCGGCCCCAGGUGGAAAACCCCGGAGUGUCCACCACAGAGAACGACUACAGCCACACACCCAGGAACUCCAAUCUCUUGCAGCCUCCCAGGAACUCCAGCCUCUUAGCCUAUCCAGCUCUCGAGGAGGCCCUGACGCAGACCUCCAACGCCCAGGACAACUCCUCCGACAGCGAUUACGACCUGCACGGGGCCCAGAGGCUGUGACUGGAGACCUCCGCCCUGGCUCGGGGGCCUGAACGAGGACCGAGGCGGGCAGAGGCCGAGCCCGGCCCCGGCUACCCUCAGGCCCGCAGCUUCCCCCUUUCCAGGUAGACCCUUCUCGGUACGGCACGGAGGACGCACGGCAGAUCUCGCUAAUUUUCAGGGCAAAAGUCAGGAAAUGCAAAAGAGCGGUGAGGUGGGCGCUGGACUCGGCUGAAGGGAUGGAUCGCUUUGCCCCACCCUGAAAUGUUUGCCACCUGACAGUUCCCCGGCGACGGAUUGGGUCGAGGAGCUGGGAUCCAGGGGAGACAGCAGAGGGAGAAGCAGCGUGGCUCAGUGGAAAGAGCACGGGCUUUGGAGUCAGGGCUCAUGAGUUCGA